Messenger RNA from Mobula hypostoma (lesser devil ray), 4987 nucleotides. RefSeq lists its product as uncharacterized. NCBI's taxonomy places the organism in Eukaryota, Metazoa, Chordata, Chondrichthyes, Myliobatiformes, Myliobatidae. Gene Ontology annotation, molecular function: zinc ion binding; double-stranded RNA binding; single-stranded RNA binding. The record is from RefSeq and is a predicted model, not a curated record. The coding region runs from base 121 to 3915 and encodes 1264 amino acids. Gene Ontology annotation, cellular component: precatalytic spliceosome. The transcript is spliced from 28 exons.
UGGUGAUAGUCCAGGCUGGGCUCUCGAGUGGCGGCGGCACCGGGCUGUGUUCACAGCGGCGGUUUGGUAACGUGGGUUUAUUUUCCACCGUCUGUGCAAGAAAAUGUCUUUCAUUGAAACAUGAGUGAUGCUGAUGAAAUUGUCCAUGCUCUCAAAGACACAUUUAAGAGUGAAACAAGUGAAGACCCAGCUAAUGAUGAAAAAGAAAUUGCAAACAAGGACUCAUGUGGCCUGCAACAUCAAGAUAAUAGUAAAGAAGUUCCAGAUGAGACUCCUGAAAUCCAAUGUCAAAAUGAGUUCAUUAAUAGGCAAGAUAAAGUAGAAGCUGUCUCAGGUCAAGACAGAACUCAGACAAGUGGACAACAUGAGGUUGAGAGUGACACUGAUAAAGCUCAAACUGAAGCUAACAAUGGCAUAAGUGAUAAGGCAAUGGAUGGUAUUGACCACCUGCACAUUCAGGAAACCACUGAUGUGGAUGAAACUCAACCUCCAAGUAAUAGUGGUGUUAAAGAUGUAUCUCAGAGUGAGAUGAUGAGAAUCCAAAUUCAGGCUUCUGAUGAUGUACAAGCUGAAGUUUGGAGUGAGAUGCAGCAGGUUCAAGAACAGAUAGAUAGGAAUGAACAAGGUGAAGCGCUAAGAGCUCUAAGCAUGUCAAAUAAUUUUGAAUGCCAAUUAAUCAUUGGUGAAUGUACUGAAGUUCUGGGCAAGUCAGGUCAAGUUGAAAGUCAGCUUGUUAGUGGUCAAAAAGAUGAAGUUCUGUUUGAAUUGGACCAAGUUGAAGAUAAGUCUGACAAUUAUGAACAAACUAAAAGUUACAGUGAUCUGGAGAAAACUGAAGAGCAAUCAACCAGAAGACAAAAUAAAACUCCGUGUGAUGUGGACCAAGCUGAAAAUCAUCCUAUCAAUGGGCACAGUGAAGCUCAGACUGAACAAAGCCUUGUCCAGGAUCAGGGUGAUUUGGGUGGGCAAGGUGGAGAUUCGUGUGAAUCAGGCCAAGUUAAUGAUGAUGAAAGAGGUGACACUAAAAGUGCAACAAGCUCAGAUCAACCUAAGGCACUUGAUGGUAGAAAACUGAAAGAUGCCACAUACACAAUCAAAUCAUUGUCAGCUGGUAGAAGAACUUGUCUGUUUACUGGAAAGAGAUUCCCAACUUAUAGUAGGAAAAUGGGAAAAUUUAAAAUGCAAAGAAGUUCCAAAGGUAUUGAAAAUGUAAACUUGAUUGUUCUAGGAGCAGAGAAAAUUGAAUCUGAGCCAGAUGAGAAAAAUCGUUCCAGUGUGGAAUCAAUUUUGACAAAUGGUACUCAAAACUCAGCAGUUGGAAUGAUGAAUGUGGAUGAUAGACAAAAUACAGACACGAUCUUGGCUAAAAAGAAUGUAACCCAGUGUCGUAAAGGGGGUAAAGGAGUAACAAAGUUUUGGUGUGAUAUAUGUAAAUUAGUUUGCACCUCUGCCCUGCAUCUACAAAUACAUUUCCUUGGCUUCAAACAUAAAAAGAUUGAAGCAGCUUUGAAAUCGAAUGUCAACAAAGUUGAAGGAGUUACUAAAGAUGUAUUUCUAGCUCCUAUGGAGAUGAGAUCUGUGGAAGAUCAUCUCAAUGAAUUGAAGAUAAAUAAGGCUGUCCUAGGUCUUGAAUAUGUGGUUGAAUAUCGUUAUAGCCGAAAGAAAAAUCCAAAGAUUUUCUGUAAACUGUGCAAUUUUAAAUCAGAAAUCACCUUGUUUCUUCUCCACAUCCUUGGAUCUAAACACAUGGAAACAUAUCUGUGCAAGCAUUAUCCAAGUAGCAUCAAUGUCAAGAAAGCAGGGAAGGUUUCUGAAUGGAAAGAAUAUGUCAACAAAAAAGCACUGGAAAUUGAAAAAAAGUAUGGAAGACGAAAAAUAACUAUUCUCCAAGGAAAAAUAGACACAAAGGCCAAUGAAAAAUCUGCUGUAAAACGAAUGGCAGAGCAAUCUAUUGUGGAACCUGAGCGUAAACAACAGAAAUGUAAAGCUACUCCAGUGGGAACAACUGAUAGAAGUUCAAUAGGAUCAAAAAUUCUCGAGGAUCACAUCAAAAAAUCUGAUUUUGAGGAGGCAAUAAUAGGACUAGAUUAUGUGACUGAAUAUCAUUAUAAAGGAAAAACUGAGCCAUUAUAUUACUGUAAGCUGUGCCAUUAUGAAUUGCCUCUUGAAUGUAUAUUGGCUCAUAUCUCUGGAUUUAAACAUACACAAAUGUACUUAAUUGAAAAAAAAAGAAAAGAGAAGCAGCAGUGGGAAGAACGCAUGGCCUGGAUGUAUAGGUAUCCAAAUUUACGGAAAAUAAAGCCAACGAAUACUUUAAAGUCAAAAGUAGCAGAAAUUGAAAGGAUUGAUGGAAGAGGAAGAGUGAAGGUGAUCCGAGAUUAUGAUAAAUCUCCACGCAGUGAGAAGACAACUGCAAGAAAAGAUGCUGCAACAGCUGAUGACUUGCGAUGUUCAAUAGGAUCAAAAAUUCUGGAAGGUCAUAUCAAAAAAUCUAAUAUUAUGAAGGCAAUAAUAGGGCUAGAUUUUUUGACUGAAUAUCAUUACGAAGAAAAAUCUAAACCAAUAUAUUACUGUGAGCUGUGCCAUUAUGAAUUGGAUCUUAAACCUAUGUUGGCUCAUAUCUCUGGACUUAAACACAAGAAAAUGUACAUAAGAAGGCAUCCAGAUUUAUGCAAAAGAAGUCCAAUUUCUGACAAACUAAUUGUAAAAAAACAAGCAGCAGAAAUUGAAAGGACUCAUGGAAGGGGAAGAGUGAAGGUGAUCCGAGAUUAUGAUACAUGUCCACCCAGUAAGAGGACAGCUGAAGCAAAAGAUGAAAGCCAGCUGCAAGACAUGGAAUACUGUAGUUUUGACCAAGAUCAGAGAACCUGCAUGGGAACCUCUUCCUCUUCAAGUCAUACAGAUAGAAAGCUGUAUGCUAGCCCAAGUUCCAAGCCUCGUAGUAGAGUAACUUGCUCAAAAAAAAGCAAGCUGCAAGACAUGGAAUACUGUAGUUUUGACCAAGAUCAGAGAAUCUGCGUGGAAACCUCUUACUCUUCAAGAUGUACAGAUAGAAAGCUGUAUGCUAGCCCAAGUUCCAAGCCUCGUAGUAGAGUAACUUCCUCAAAAGCUGAAUCUUGGACAGUUACCAAAUAUUCUCGAAGUGAAUCCUCAACAAGAAAACAUAACCAGACUAGGAAGAGAGAAAGCUCCAAAGAAAUCAGACAUCCUGGAGAAGACUGGCGAGAUGAAUGUAAACGAUCAAUUAAACGGUCAAAAUUAAUGGAGGAUAAAGUGGAAAAAGAAGAAUCUAAGCAUUUUGAUAGAGAUGUGGACCAGAGACAGGAAAGCAUAUGGAACUCUAGAGAUGACCACAAACAAAGAGAUAAGUCCAGGAACUAUCGAGAUGAUGACCACAAACGAUAUGAUACCAGUUAUUGGGCAACAGAAAAGUAUGUUCCGUCAAGACCUGAAGAUAUAACAAAGGAGGACGUUUUGGGAUUUUUAGCCAAUUUUAAAGUUAUUAAUGAUACAGAUGCCACACAUGUCAAGACAAUCAUGUACAAGCUUAGCAAUCAACUUCUGCAGUUUGGUAAAAGGGCUCUGCAGUUAACGCAUUCUACAGAGAAAUUAAUUGAAACAGAAAAUCCCAUCUUGGUUGAUGAACAUUGCAGAUAUGAAACUCAUAGGGCAGGAAUUUUGAGGAAUUCUCCAGGUCACCCUGCAGUACAAAAUGCAACUACAUCAAUGUCAUCAAUACAAAACCAUCUUUUGACCCCAUCACUGCUGAAUUCCAUCCGUGGAAUGGAUGUGAAUACAGUUACCAAUACUCUCGCAAGAUUGGCUGUCAACAACCCUGCUUUUGAAGGUAUCAGGAUCUCGACUUUGGUUACUGUACUGAUGGAGGCCGGUGUUCUUGAUAAAAGACCAAAUUAAGUCAAGUUUAUUGUCGUUUUGACCAUAAGCUGCUGCUACGGUACACAGUAAAAAUGAAACAAAGUUCCUCCAGGACCCUGGUGAUCUCCUACAACAGUGACUUUUCAGCUGAUUGUACCUGGAAAUGUUGGUCUUUUAUGAUUCAAUUUUUAAAAAUCUUUUAAAAUCUUAUUCAUAGGCUAGAUAAAGAAAAAAAGGUUUGUUUGCUGCAUUCCAGUAUGUUGAAUUGCCAGUUAAAUAAAACUGUAGAGAAAUUACCUUCUUUGUGAAUCAUGUGGGCUGACAGCCUUGAUGCUUCUUUCAAUUCAAAGUGCAGCAAAGUUUCAACCAUCUGAAUUUCAGUUAGCUGAAAUGUUCUAGUUUUUCUUCACUUCCUGAAAGCGUGAGGUAUCCAAAUUUCACAUUUUUACUGCUAUCUCCCCUAAAUAGUCCACAUCAUCUGCAGUGAGUUGAUAUUGCUACUGGGAGUUUUAAUUGAUAAAUUGGAGAAUUUGUUAGGUUGAAAUCAUUUUUGCUUGAUUUCAAUGCAGCAAAACUCAAAGGUUCAACUCUGAAACUUGUCUUCUCCAGAUAGCCCCAAAACAAAGAAGAUAGUCAUAGUCAUACUUUAUUAAUCCCGGGGGAAAUUGGUUUUCGUUGAGAUGAAAGUCAUGGAGAGAAUCAUCAACCCACCCCUCCCCCUACACAAAAAAUCUUAACAGAACAUCAACCUACAACCACCCUCCCCUUGCACAAACCGAAAAGGAACGGGUGAUAAAGGAAUAUAAAAACAAUAAAUCUGAAAAAGUCCACAGAUAUGACAAUUCAGUUGUUGACUAAGUUUUUGUGUAAAAUGAGGAAAAAUGACUGAAUAUGGUAUAGCCAAUGUUCAUAGAUUUUGAAAUAGACCAGACCAGUGUUGCUUGUGCUAAAAGGUUUACUAUUUUCUUAUGAGUUAUCUGCUAAAGUUUUGCAGAAUCAGGGCAAAUAUAGUCAGUGCCAUUUUUAUGCUCUUUAUUGAAGUUCCAUUUAAUUUUUGAUGCCAUCUACCUUAAAUAUAUAUUGUCACAGAAGAAUUGACAAAUAUUUUAUU